Messenger RNA from Apus apus (common swift), 2387 nucleotides. RefSeq names its product out at first homolog (gene OAF). The record is from RefSeq and is a predicted model, not a curated record. The transcript has 4 exons. Lineage: Eukaryota; Metazoa; Chordata; Aves; Apodiformes; Apodidae. The coding region runs from base 65 to 1054 and encodes 329 amino acids.
GGAGGAAGUGACGGGCUGGGGAAGGGGGGAGAAACGAGGGAAGAAGAGCCCGCCGAGGGCUUGAAUGAAAAAGGACCAGCCGACGUCUCGCCGAGCCAGCUCGACGGGGCCGGGGGGCGCGGAGGGUCGGGCCGUUUUCUUCCCACCUUCCACCGCCCCUCCGCGCCCCCCGCCCCAUGCCCUGAGCCUGCGGGGGGUGAUGCGGGGCCCGCGGCACCGGUUGCCGGCGCUGCCCGCCCUGCUCUGGCUGGCGCUGGCCCCGCUGCCCGGAGCUCCCGGAGUGCCCGGAGCUCCCGGAGCUCCCGGUCCCGCCGCACGGGCCGAGCUGCGGGUGCGGGUUCGGCUGCCCGGGGGGCAGGUGACCGAGGAGAGCCUGCAGGCCGACAGCGGCUCCGACUGCAUCAGCCUGGAGCUGCGCACCGCCGACGGAGCCCUCGUUACUCUCACCGCCGACUUCAGACAGGAGGUGAAGAUCUUUCGUGCCUUAAUCCUGGGGGAGCUGGAGAGGGGCCAGAGCCAGUUCCAAGCCCUGUGCUUCGUCACGAGGCUGCACCGCAACGAGAUCAUCCCCAGCGAGUCCAUGGCCAAGCUGCGGCAGAAAAACCCCAGGACAGUGAGGCAGGCUGAGGAGGUGCGGGGCCUGGAGCAUCUCAGCAUGGAUGUAGCUGUCAACUUCAGCAAGGGAGCCCAGCUGAGCUCUCACAUCCACAAUGUCUGUGCAGAGGCCAAAGAAGCAAUUUACACUCGAGAAGAAGAUGUCAAAUUUUGGCUGGAGAAAGGGGUGGAUGGCUCCAUGUUCGAGGUCCUGCCCCAGACAGCUGACCUGCCUGGCCUGCAGCGCUGCAGGCUGAGCUCUGAGCUCUGGAAACCCUGCAUCUGCAGCUACUCCCUGAGCAUCGAGUGGUACCCCUGCAUGCUCAAGUACUGCAAGAGCCGCGACGCUGCGGGCAAAGUCUCCUCUUACAAGUGCGGCAUCCGCAGCUGCCAGAAGGGCUACACCUUUGAUUACUACGUGCCACAGAAGCAGCUCUGCCUCUGGGAUGAGGAGACCUAGCAGAGCCAGGCCGGAGCUUUUCAAGGGGCGACUCAUCUGCCUCCAUUUAUGAUCCUAAGAACCUCCUGGCGCUGGCUGCUCCAAAGAAGGAACGAGGUUCUCAGCGCUGCCUCGCACCAGGAGGGCUCUGUGCGUGAGUGCCUUGCCUUCUGGCCCCCUGAGACUCCCUCCCCGCCUCAUGCUGCCUCAUACUGUGACAAGCAGGCUCAGCUCACUGUGUUGGUGCUCUCCUGCCAGCUGCUGGGUGAUCUGGCUUCCUGGAAGCAGCAGGAGAUGCAGGUCUCCGGGGUGAAGCAGCGGGAGGGAUGUGUUCUGGAGUUGGCAGGUGUGAAAGGGGGAAGCUCGGAGCAGACACCAGCCUGGAGCGUCCUGCUGGGUGGUCAGGGUAGGGAGAGAAAUGGUCUCGAUGACCCAGGCUGUCAAUCACCACUGCCACUGAAGAAGCCCCUUCACUGAUUUCACCACCUCCUGGUGACACAACAGCAGUUCCCAAUGGGAAAGCAGCUGAUUUAUGGGACCACAUACCCUGAACAAGGAAGGUACGAAGCCCAAAGCAAGAGCCUGCCUGUAGCUUUUUCUAGUGGCCAACUGGCUUUCCCAUCCUUCCUGGGGCUAGAAGAUACAAUGGAGGGGAUGUAGCCCAGCAAUGACUUGGGCCCCUAAAGGGCUCUAAUUAAUCUCAGUUUUAGACUAGUGAAGGCCCAACUUUUUGUGUUGGUCCUGUGACUCUCCCACUAAGAAAGAAACAUCUGGAAGCUUGUGACUGCCAUCAUAGCACUGUGGUUGCAAGGGGAGGGGAUGAUAACACUGUCUUUUUGAAGAAGACAACAUCCAGUUUUGUGUCCUACUCUGCCAGCUACUCACAAGAAGCUCUUAGAUAAUUGUACUGCUUUGCUGUGCCUUGGUUUCCCCUAUAGGUAAAAUAGGGAUGACACUGAAGCUGACCUUGGCCCUCAUAUAUUCCUGGAGGGCAUCAGACAAAAAGCCCUGCAGGAGUGUUGCCUGGUUCCUGUGUCCUCUUCCACUCAAGUUAGAACAAGCAGGGAUGGGAGAAAGGCUGUUGGGGUCGUUGUGAACCCCUGUACCUCCUGUAAAAAGCCUUCACAAUGUGCCUUUUUGCCUAAACUACAGGAAUUUUGGGGAAAAAAACACCACCACCACAAUAUAAAGAAUUUGGUCACAAUUAUUUUUGUAUUGAUCACUUAAGUGGGGGGAGAAGGGAAAGGUAUUUUAAUAUUGCAACAUGAAGUAAAACACACUUGAAAUGAUUUUUUUAAAAAGCAAAUUAUUUAUCAUUUUUAAGGUAAAAUAAACUGGUUUUUUUUUUAAAGCA